This is a messenger RNA of Coregonus clupeaformis (lake whitefish), 2677 nucleotides long. RefSeq names its product flavin-containing monooxygenase FMO GS-OX4. Gene Ontology annotation, molecular function: NADP binding; flavin adenine dinucleotide binding; N,N-dimethylaniline monooxygenase activity. Lineage: Eukaryota; Metazoa; Chordata; Actinopteri; Salmoniformes; Salmonidae. The record is from RefSeq and is a predicted model, not a curated record. The transcript is spliced from 7 exons. The coding region runs from base 979 to 2280 and encodes 433 amino acids.
ACACUGCAUUCACGGUAAACGGUGCUUAUGUCGGCUCAAUCGGAAUUUACCUUAACAUUUCUAUCGCUGAAUCUGUAACGCUUAAAUUUAACAGAUUGAAUAAAGAGCACCGUCUGCUAAUGACUAGACGCCACUUUUAUAAAUCUAUUUCCAGGAUGGGUAAAGACGGGGAACAACCUCUCAAUCAAUGGUGUACAAUUAUUAGUAUUACAUUAGUAAACUUAAACAUGCACACAAUUAACAUGAAUUAUUUCUGAAUUAUGAUACAUUUGGAAUGUAUGUAACUGUAAUUGGAUACUUUUCCAGCUGUAUUUCAUAGUCCCUUACAAAGAUGGCGCUAAAUAUAACCAACGUUUUGAGUUGUCACAACCCCGGAAGAUUACGGAAUAAACUGCUGUUGAACAGUCUGAUAAGAGCACAGCACGGAUUAUUGCUGAGAUGAAAAGAUCGAAUUUCUCCUUGUCCUGUCUACGCUAAUUUGCUCCAAAAUACAGUUGUGGAUGGAUGUUUGUUUAUUAACAAGCGGCAACUGCGAUUAACGUUCAUCUUCUGUCACGCCUCUGGUUUAUGACGUAUCCCUAAAAGUUACUACUCGCUUUGUCAUGUGAUGUUCUUCAGAUAAUGGGAGAAUUUCAAUUGUAUUCUCCUCGCGUCCUCUCUCCUGUCUCCUCGCCUCCUUCUCAAAACCCAUUGGAGGGGAAAGCCAGAGGUCCCGCCCCUCUGACUUCUUUCUUUGAAAAGGAGGCGAAGAGUAUACAAUUGAGAUUCUCCCAAUGUCCAUUGUUUGUCUCAAGAUCAAAGUUCACUUCACUCUGUGCUGAAAAAGACUGUAGGCUGUUGCACCACUGAAGGAUUGUGAGAUUAAGAAUUUAGACUUUUCCUUCUUGUCUUCUGUUGAAAUUACAUGCAAAUACUUUUCUUCUAUUGUUUUAACCCUGCUCAACACACAGCAGUUUUUGGCUUCACACGACCGUGAGGAUGCGGCAGCUGCGAGUUGCGGUGGUGGGCGCGGGAGCUGCAGGUCUGUGUGCCGCACGUCACAUCCUGUCCCGCCCAGACACCUUCGCCCCACCCGUCAUCUACGAGCUCACGGAACAGGUGGGCGGCACCUGGUUCUACGAGGAACGCACCGGUAGCUAUGACAACGGGCUGCCCAUUCACAGCAGCAUGUACAGAGACCUCAGGACCAACCUGCCCAAGGAGGUGAUGAUGUUCCCUGACUUCCCCUUUGACCCCCAACUGCCCUCCUUCCUGCCACACCAGGAAGUGCAGAGGUAUCUGGAGAGAUACUGCCAGAGCCACUGCAUCACACCACACAUUAGAUUCAGCACUGUAGUGAAGGAGGUGAGCCCUGUCACCAUGGUGACAGAGGGGAAAGGACCAAUGACGACGUGGGAGGUGACGUCAAAUGACAAGUCUGGAUCACGGAUCACUGAAACUUUUGAUUCCGUGUUCAUCUGCAGCGGGCACUACUCUGACCCUCACAUCCCACCCAUCCCUGGGCUAGAGCGAUUUAAAGGCAAAGUGAUCCACAGUCACUCAUACCGCCACCCAGAGCCCUUCUCAGGUCAGUCAGUGGUGGUGCUGGGUGCUGGGGCCUCAGGACUGGACAUCUCACUAGAACUGGGUCGAUCCAACGCCCAGGUGACUCUGAGCCACGGUAAGCCCACCCUGCCCUUCCCUCUGCCCUAUGGGGUCCACCAGGCCACCCCUGUGGAGGAGAUCCAGGAGGAUGGGUCUCUGCGGUUCCAGGAUGGGUCCAUUACCCAGGCCCAGGUCCUGCUGCUCUGCACUGGCUACAACUUCAGCUACCCCUUCCUGGAUCCAGCCCGGUUGGGCCUGGAGGUCCAGGAGCACCUGGUAACCCCGCUCUACAGGUUCCUGGUGCCCCCAGCAUUCCCCUCACUCUUCAUCAUAGGCAUCUGCAAAAUCAUCUGCCCCUUCCCCCACUUCCACUGCCAGGUCCAGUUUGCCCUGGCAGUGCUGGAGGGCUCUGUGGCUCUGCCAUCACGGGCUGAGAUGGAAGAGGAGGCCCAGGGAGAGAUGGUAAGGAAAGCGGAGAGGGGGGUGCAGCUCAGACACAUGCUGAAGAUGGACAAGGACCAGUGGGAUUAUGCCCAGACCUUAGCUCAGACUGGGAGGUUCCCCCCUCUACCCCCAGUCACACAGAGCCUGUAUGAGGAGGUAUGGAGGCAGAGACAGGUUCACCCACACAACUACCGGCAGCUGAACUAUCGACUCGUCAGUGACACACAGUGGGAGCAACAGGCUGGUGAAUGAGGAGGAGAGGAAAGUAGAGGUUGGGAAUAGGAUAGGAGGAGAGGAAAUGACUGAGCAGCCUUGGAUAAAUGGACAGAAUGAUAUAGGCCUUUUCCUGAAAUGUUACUUUGACAUGAUUUAUUGUAAUGUACGGAAUCAUGUAAAUCAUAUAUACAAUUUCACCCACAAUCCUUUAGAUAAUGUUAGUAGCCUAGCUUAUAACAAAUGCACCUCACCAGCUUUGUUAUCUUUCACUUAUUGUAAACAGAAAACAUGUAAUAUCUCUUUGUCAGAUUUCUCAAUAUUGAAUCCUUUUUAGGAUAUUUUAUAUCAAUACACUCCUUAAUGAACUUUACAAUAUGUAUUUCCAAUGCCAAAACUGCCAAGCUCCAAGGAAAUAAAAAAUGCCAAGGAAAUA